GUCCAUGGAUACCCAAGACCAGUGUAACCCCGUGUGCGGUCCGGGUAAGUCGGUCUCCUGCCAGUAUGAGCUUGGCUUGUUGUCAACCCUCAAAACACCUGUGUUUUCCUGUUCCAUCUGCUUGACUGUCCUUUUGUCUUAAACCUUCCAUACAUUCGCUUGUAUAUGACCUAACCGUUGAUAUUGUACUUGCCGGCUUACGUCGACUGUCAAUCGUUUCUUCUUACUCUCGCUUUUUUGCAACUCAUUGACGAGCAUACCAUAUUUAAUUUUUCAUACUUAAUAAUCCAAGAUGCAUCUUUUGGCGGCGUCGUUGGCCCUCUUGCCGGCCAUUGCCGCUGCCCAUGAGGGUUAUCCCGGGCCAAGAUUGUUCGGCGCUCCGGGGAUGAAGAAAAUGAAGAUGCGGAGAGAUGCGGUCGAAAUCAACCAUAACAAGGUUCGGUAUGGUUCUGAUGUCCAAGCAAGAGGUGUGAAGGAAUCCCGCCAGAACGGAGGCACCGACGGGCGAUGCGGCGAUGACGGCAACGGAGCAAGCUGCGCGUCAGGAUACUGCUGUUCGAUCGAGGGUUGGUGUGGUAACACUUCCGAUUACUGCAGCGCACCAGACUGUCAAUUCGAGUAUGGUCCAGGAUGCGAUGCGAAUCAGAAGCCAUCCGGAUCUGAUACUUCCGGCGUCACUCGCACGAAGGUCGGGAACGUCGUCUAUGGUGGCGAGGGUAUCUAUCACUGCACGGUUCCAGGCACCGUCGCGCUGACUUACGAUGAUGGUCCUUACAUCUACACGGACGCGCUCCUGAAUCUUCUCAAUUCCUACGGCGCCAAGGCUACCUUUUUCAUCACCGGCAACAACAUUGGCAAGGGGUCAAUCGACUCCACCCCAGCCUGGGGUUCCGUGAUCCAACGCAUGGCUGCUGAGGGUCACCAGAUCGCAUCCCAUACCUGGUCUCACCAGAACUUGGACGAGAUUUCCUCUUCCAAGCGCAAGGAGCAGAUAGUCUGGAACGAGAUCGCCCUUCAGAACAUCGUCGGUUACUUCCCAACCUAUAUGCGACCACCGUACUCUGCGUGUAUCACGCCUGCCUGUGAGCAGGAUAUGGCCGAUCUCGGAUACCAUAUCAGUUAUUUCGAUGUCGAUACUGACGAUUACAACAACCUCACCCCGGAAUUGAUCCAGAAUGCCAAGGACAACUUCGGGAACGCCGUCGUCGGCCCGACGAGCACCAACAAGUACCUCUCCAUCGCCCAUGACAUCCACCAGCUCAGUGCGGAGGACUUGACCGUGUAUAUGCUCGAGCACAUCCAGGCUCAAGGAUUCCGAGCGGUGACGAUGGGCGAGUGCAUGGGCGACCCCAUCCAAAACUGGUACCGCACCGGCUCUGGUGGCUCCAUCCCCUCCUCUUCUGUCCCAACGUCUACCCCCACUGGUACGCCGUCCACCGACGGAAGCUGUGGUGGCAGUGACGGAAAGAGUUGUGCUGGCGCUGGGUUUGGUUCAUGCUGUUCUCAGUACGGCUACUGGUAUGUCGAACCUCCGGGUCUACCUGUCUAAAUGACUUCGCUAAUACUAUGGCAGCGGUGAUACCACCGAUCAUUGCGGAACCGGCUGCCAGUCUGCCUUCGGUACUUGCGGCGGCACUCCUACCGCAAGCCCAACUUCCACCCCCACUGGCACACCGCCAUCAACCGAUGGGAGCUGCAGUGGCAGUGCCGGGACGACUUGUGCCGGCGCUGGGUUUGGUUCAUGCUGUUCUCAGUACGGCUACUGC
Molecule: messenger RNA, 1766 nt
Organism: Eremomyces bilateralis CBS 781.70
Lineage: Eukaryota; Fungi; Ascomycota; Dothideomycetes; Eremomycetales; Eremomycetaceae
Product: glycoside hydrolase/deacetylase
Exons: 3
Coding region: 293-1549 (418 amino acids)
Biological process (GO): carbohydrate metabolic process
Molecular function (GO): hydrolase activity, acting on carbon-nitrogen (but not peptide) bonds; chitin binding
Source: RefSeq, a predicted model, not a curated record